UUAGUCACGAAUCUCACCGCGUUUCGAGCUGCCUACAUACUCCCAGCGUCUAGUUACUUCCUUACCACUCUCCGGUAUUGCCGAUAUCCCUUACCUCCUCGAGGUUCAUGGCUUCCGAAUCGCCCACGAGUUUAAGGAACGUCACCAAGCCAGCUAGGCGAGCCGUUUCUUCUGCUGCAAAUGACGCUGCUAGCAGCGAGAGAAGUACUUGCAUUGAUAGGACACCCGUUGACGGCGACACGCUGUCCUCUCUAAAAUCUGCUCCUGAUUUAGUUGAAAACGUUGGAAAUAUUGAAAAGUUACCGAAAAUUAAUAGCAGCAGUUCGCGUUUCUCCCCCAUCUCUCGAUCGUCGUUCUCUGCCUCCGCGUUUCCUAUCGGCGUCGCAGCGUUCGCCGUCGCCGUCGCUCUCGCGAAAACCGCCUCUGUGAUCGUCCGCGCGACGGCGACGACGAACCGUGCGACGUCGCCAGUGCCGUCGCCUGCCGUCGCAGCGCUGGCCGUCGUCGCCGUGAUUCUCCUCGCCCUCUUCGUCCUCCUUAUUCUCCACCUGCUGUCGCUCACACCGCGAUUAACGGCGGGAUUUCCGGGGCGAGGCACUGGCAGAACCGAUCGCGGAAAAAUGGGAGGGGAAGGGGGAGAAAAAGGCGGAGGGGGGGAGAGAAGAGGCGGAAAGGGAAACGUGGAAGGCGGAAGCGGCGGCGGUGAGGGGAAGGGAGGAGCGAGAGGAGACGAGGGAAGGGGAGGAGAAGAGGAAGAGGGAAUUGAGGGAAGGGGAGGCAGGGAGGAGAGGGAAAGGAGAAAGGAGGAGAGAGUGAAAGGAGUGUGGGAGAUGGGAGGGCCCUCAGUUCCGUGGUGGAUUAAAGCGGCAGGGGUGGUGGGGAAUAUUAAGGAGAUAGUGAGCAAGGGCCAUUAUCAGUGCCACGUGGACUGGAUGGCCGCUCAUGGGCACCUUUACUCCUACUUGUACGGCCCUCGCCGAGUGGUGGCGGUGUCCUCCCCUGCGCUCGUGAGGGAGGUGCUUCUGCGCCGAUUCAAGACCUUCCACGACCGCCCUGUGCCCCCCACUGCCAGCCCUACAACCGACAGAGGGCUCUUGUUUGCACGCGGCAACCACUGGGCGGGGUUGAGGAGCGCCCUGACUCCCAUGUUCCAUCGCUCCACCCAUCUCCACUCCUUCUACCAUGGCAUGCACCGAUCUGUGCACCACAUGCUGCUGCUGCCCCUAUGGGACGUGACACAAACGAAGGGGGGGAAGCACGAGAAACGAGGGAGAGAGGGGGGGGGUGAGGGAGGAGAAAAGCCAGACAGAGAGGAAGGAGUGAGGGAGAAAGGCAGGGGGGAGGUGGGAGGGGAGGAAGAGGGAAGGUCAGAGGGCGGAUGGGUGGAGGUGGAUCUGACGCCACUGUUUGAAGCAGUGGGCUUGGCUUCUAUCGGCUCUGCUUGCUUCGGUGAUGAUCUUUGGUUCCAACAGGGAGACGAGAAAGGCUCAGCUGGCACUCUUGACCCUACACACAAGGAAGCCACUAGCCGUGCUGACGAGACGCGAGGCCACUCAGACAAGGCUAGCAUCAGUUGCAGCACAUGUCCCACUGCCACCACCCGCACUCAGACCACCCCCACCACUACCAACCACACUACAGCCCACACCACCUCCCUAGCUCGCGCAUACGGAGCAAAUGAACAGGCAGGGGCGAAGCUAGGGGCCAUCCCAUCGCUCCUUCUCGCCCUCUCCCCUGCGUGGCUUCGGCCGCUGGUGCAUCGGCUGCUGGGUGCGGUGCCUGGGAGCACUGUGGCUGCAGCAAGGGAGAGACACCGAGAGUUGAUGCGGGAGUGGGAGCGGAUGUUGGAAGCAAAGAGACAGCAAGCGCCUGAAGGCAACUGUCUCAGCAGCAGCGCUGCCGACAACAGCGCUGCCGACAACAGCGCUGCCGACAACAGCGCUGCCGACAACAGCGCUGCCGACAACAGCGCUGCCGACAACAGCGCUGCCGACAACAGCGCUGCCGACAACAGCGCUGCCGACAACAGCGCUGCCGACAACAGCGCUGCCGACAACAGCGCUGCCGACAACAGCGCUGCCGACAACAGCGCCGCCGACAACAGCGCUGCCGACAUAUUGACCUUCCUCAAACACUUCCAGGACAAGGGCACAGGCGCAAGGCUACGCGACUCCGACCUUCCCCUCAUUCUCUUCGGUCUCCUCGGCGCCGGUGUCGGGACCACGUCCUCCACUCUGGCAUUUGCCAUCCACAUGCUGACUCAGCAUCCGGAAGUUUCCAGGAAGGUACAGGCUGAGAUCGACAGGAGGCCUGAAGAUCCACCGGCUUAUUCCAAAAAAAGGCCAUCUUUUGAAGACCUUGAAGAGUUGAAGUACCUUGACAUGGUGCUAAAAGAAACACUUAGACUGUACCCCGCUGGUCCUAUAGCUGCCCGACUGCCCAUCCAUGCAACCACUCUGGCUGGUUACCACAUUCCUGCAAACACGCCGAUAGUGGUCCCGAUUUUCGCUGCCCACCGCUGCCCGGAUUUCUUCCCCCGGCCACUUUCUUUCCUGCCCGAGCGCUUUGGCCAGCGGGCAGCUGGUGGAGUGGGAGGAGGGGGAGGAGGGGUACAUGAGGAGGUGCUUUGGACAGUGGAGUCAGAGGCUAUGUACAUGCCGUUUGGAGCAGGCCCCCGCAUGUGCAUCGGUGCCCGAUUCGCGACUCUGGAGAUUAAACUGUGCCUUGUGCUGCUGCUGCGCUUCUUUGACAUUCAACCUGCGACUGGCACUGGUGAACGGAGUGUGGCUGACACUGAUGCACGUGCCAUGCCUUUUGAGCCGACUCAACAGUCGUCUCGGAGUGUGGCUGGCACUGAUGGACAUGCCAUGUCUGGCAUGGGAAAGCAGGGGGGAAGCGAGGGAGCUGAUGACAGCCGAGGGGGGCAUGCAAGCAGCUGGAGAAGGGGAGUUCGCAGCAGUAGCAGCAAUAGCAGCAACAUUCCGCUGGAGUCUGGGCUGAACCUCCGGCCGAGGGACGGGGUGCGAGUGAAGAUUCGGAGGAGAGGCCAUGUUGGUCUUGAGGCGCUCCAAAGUUCGAAGGAGAGUCCCUCUGGUGAUUGGUUUUGAGGUGAACUCAAUAUGAUUUCUGAGUCGACUGAACAAAUCACCGAAGGUUCGAAGGAGAAUCCCUUCGAUGAUUGGUUUUGAGGUUAAUUUAAAAGCAACCUGUCCAGAGACCCACUGGGGUCGCCCUAGAAGAUCCUCGGAAGGGCCACAGGUUGCUACGCCUGGGGGGCUAUGGGCGCGCUGAUCGCCUACUUAAAAAGCCCUUUUAGCACAGUGGUUAGCGGCUGUGUUUCUGAUGGAGUCUGGGUGAACCUCUGGCUGAGGGAGGGGGUGCGAGAGAGGAUCUGCAGGAGAGGCCAUGUUGGAUCUGCGAGAACCCCCUUUAAGUUUCGCAGUCCAUGGAUCCGUAGCUUGAGGCGUCGCAAAACUACGGUAGCUUGUUCAUUUGGAAUGUGUGCUUUCAAGGCAUUUUUGAGAAUUCUUAAAAAAUGUCUCCACUGUAG
Messenger RNA from Closterium sp. NIES-67, 3550 nucleotides. The record is from the annotation of a GenBank genome assembly. Lineage: Eukaryota; Viridiplantae; Streptophyta; Zygnematophyceae; Desmidiales; Closteriaceae.